GCAGAGCCAAGUGUAGGAUGAGCGCAACACGCAUCUUAGCCCGUUUUCAUAGCCCAACUCCAAGAAAAGCCCUCUUAGCAUUGCAUCCAGAUAGAGAUAUAGACACCAUGGACGUCCGCAAUUUACUCUCGGCUCCCCGUCCUGUUCUCUCUUCAUAUCUACAUCCACAUUCCUCUCUCCCCCUCAGUGGCGACGAUGAGAUAAAGUAGGACGCACACAGACAGACACAAGCAGACGUUACUCCGAGAGAGGGAAAAAAUCAACCUGCAAAGAACAAAGGCCUUCAUGGCUACCCCAACAAACCACCCCGUCACGAACCCCGAAGAGGGCGUCACAUACCUCACCGAAGACGAAAUCACCUCCUUCCUCGACGAUCUAGACCACAACGACGACGGCUACAUCGACUACGCCGAAGUCGAAGCCAAACUCGACGCCGCCCACGACGAGCUCACACCCGCCGGCAAAGUAAAACCUCACCACGUCAUCAGUCGCCAGAAACAGUCGUCUCCUUCUUCGUCCCCCUCUGAUACCACUUCUCCAGAGAAGCAGACCCAGCCUUCCUCCUCCUCCUCCUCCUCCUCCCCAUCGUCCUCAAAAGACGAAAACCGCCUCCGCCAUGAAUUCCUCCGCUCCAUAAUGGCCCUCCCCGGCUCCGAACCAGGCACAUCCUCCAACCCCACCGCGGACGCCGACGCCCGUACCCACCGCAUCCCCCGCGCCGCCUUCGCCGCCCGCGUCCGCGCCUGGAAGAUCCCCUCCCUCCAACAAGACGCAGACUCUGAAAAGUCCCAGCGGUCCUUCAUCCAACACCUCCGCCUCUCGCGCCGCCUCCGAGCCUACUGGGCCGUCCACGGCCCCGAAAUCGCCUUCCUCGCCCUCGUCGCCUCCUCCCUUGUUGCGUUCGGCGUCUGGCAAUGCGUCAAAUACGCCACCACCACCCAGUACCGCGACGCCUUUGGCUGGGGCGUGGUCAUGGCCAAGACGUGCGCCGGCAUGCUCUACCCGACCUUCUUCUUCCUCAUCCUCAGCAUGUCGCGCUACGUCUCCACCAUGCUCCGCCGCUCCUACCGCGUCUCCCGCUUCGUCAACUGGGACCUCAGCCAGGCCUUCCACAUCAAGAUUUCGUGUCUCGCGCUGGCGCUCGCGACGCUACAUGCCAUUGGCCACCUCACGGGCUCCUUCUACCACGGAAGCCGCCCCGCAAACCAGGACGCCGUCGCCGUGGUGCUGGGCCCGGACGCGGUACCGAGGCCGUACGUGGAAUACGUCCGCUCCCUACCCGGCUUCACAGGCCUCACGGCACUAGGCCUCUUCUACCUCCUCGCACUGCUCAGCAUGCCAGCCGUGCGACGAUGGAACUACGAGGUCUUCCAGCUCGCGCAUCUGCUAAUGUACCCCAUCAUCGGCCUCAUGAUGGCCCACGGCACCGCGGCGCUGCUGCAGUGGCCCAUGUUCGGCUACUUCCUCGCCGUCCCGACGCUGCUGAUCCUCGUCGAGCGCGUCGUCCGCGUCGGGACGGGCUUCCACAAGAUACGAGCGACGCUCACGGUGCUCGACGGCGAGACGGUCGAGGUUGCGGCCACGAUCCCCAGCGAGCGCAUGUGGAAGUACAGGGCCGGGCAGUACGUGUUCCUGCAGGUGCCUGCCAUCAGCGCUUUCCAGUGGCAUCCUUUUACCGUCUCUAUAUGCAAGGGCCGUGAGUUCCGGUUACAUAUCAAGACGGACGGGAACUGGACGAAACGGCUGCGUGAUCUGGGCGGAAAGGGGGAAGGGGCUGCUGCAGCAACGGAGAUUGAUGUGGGCAUCAACGGGCCCUUUGGUGCGCCGGCCCAGCGGUUCUACGACUUCAACCAAUCCAUUAUCGUAGGUUCCGGAAUCGGCGUCACGCCCUUUUCGGGUAUCCUCGCGGACUUGCAGGCGCGCGAUGACGAGGAGCACGGGGGACCGACGCACUCGCAUCAGCACCGCACUCAUCAACACCGCCACGACUCGGAGACGACCGUCGUCACGGAGAAGAAAGAGGUCAACGGACGUAAGGACUCGGAAUCGACAAUGGCAACCGCGGCAGCGACAGAGGCCCCGGACGGCAACGACCCAACGAAACCCCCAAACCCGUCAGAAGCCUUCACCUUCGCGCCCGACUACCGCCGCGUAGACUUCCACUGGACAGUCCGCGACCGCAACUACCUCCUCUGGAUCACCGACCUCCUCAACUCGGUCUCGCGAAGCCAGGACUGGCACCGCCGCCACGAGGGCCCCUCCCAGCACCUCGACAUCCGCAUCGCGACGCACGUCACCCAGAAACGCAGGGACAUUGUCACGCACGUGUACCGCUGGCUCCUUGAGAUGCACCGCACCGAGGAGCACCCAGAGAGCCCGCUUACAGGUCUACUGAACCCAACGCAUUUUGGCCGGCCCGACUUUGAUGCCAUUCUAGACAGGCACUAUGAGGAUAUGCGGAGGUUUCGCGCCAGCAAAAGAAUGAAGGCGAAUGCCGGCAGCGGGGCGGCCGUAGCCGACAGCAUAGACGCAGGGAAGGGAACAGACAGAACCACCCGCAGCGAAAAUAGGGACGCUAGAGCCGACGGCCGCGGUAGUACCCGAGGCGCUAGCGGCGAGCGGCGGGACGUGGAGGAGGAGGAUGAGGAGCUAAAGGUCGGAGUCUUUUACUGCGGAGCGCCGGUGGUCGGGGAGAUCCUGGCAGACAAGUGCCGGCAGCUCACUGUGCGGGGGCGGCACGACGGCAGCAAGAUUGAGUAUCACUUCAUGAUUGAAGUCUUUGGGUAAUGGAUUAUUUUUUUCUGCUCCCAGCGCUCUGUAGCUUUCCCCGAUAGCUUGGCCCUUGCGGAAUGGUUGGAUGAGCAGCAACUAGUGAUAGUUCGUCGGCUCGCGCUGGCGGGCGCCGGUGUUAGCCAGUGGUCUGAGUUGGUUCUGAGUAAGACCAAACACAAAAUAAUGAGA
Colletotrichum godetiae is the source of this 2961-nucleotide messenger RNA. RefSeq names its product FAD-binding domain-containing protein. The transcript has a single exon. Bases 286 to 2787 code for a protein of 833 amino acids. The record is from RefSeq and is a predicted model, not a curated record. Gene Ontology annotation, molecular function: calcium ion binding; superoxide-generating NAD(P)H oxidase activity. Gene Ontology annotation, cellular component: plasma membrane; NADPH oxidase complex. Gene Ontology annotation, biological process: superoxide anion generation; defense response. Lineage: Eukaryota; Fungi; Ascomycota; Sordariomycetes; Glomerellales; Glomerellaceae.